AUGAGUGAUAUCAAAAAGACACUCGAUGUUGGUGGCAACUGUAUCUUGGAAAUGCCCUCGGGGACAGAGAUUGAAAAGGCUUUAAUUGAGUUGCACAAGUUGAUGGAGUAUAGGGCGAGUGAGCUUGGAUAUGUGGAGGAUUUUCGAGGGUUAGGAUUGACUAGUAGAAAGAAUCUAUGUUUGAACCCCUUGAUAUCUAGGGAAAAGAAGGGGAACGUUGUAGACGAAAUGUGUCGAAGGGUGACGAAUGGGCAGUUGAAGGAGAAAAUUGAUCGAGGGGUAGUGACGCCGUUGAUGCAAGAAAAGGAGCCCGAAAAGUACUCUCUUUGUCUGUUUCACGAGAACUUGAAUGAUAUGGACCAGCAUAACUUGAUUCCUGAAGGAGUUUACUCAUUUGAUGCGUUGAUAAAGUAUUGUAAGCUGAUAGGCACGUGUCCGUAUUUCACCGUGCGUAGGAUGAUUCCAUUUUGCAACAUCAUCAUCUACUCCUAUCAUUAUUUAUUAGAUCCCAAGAUUGCCGAAAGAGUUUCUAAAGAGUUAUCAAAGGACAGUAUUAUUAUAUUUGAUGAGGCGCAUAAUAUUGAUAAUGUUUGUAUUGAGUCGUUGUCCUUGGACUUGACCGAGGAUGCAUUAAAGAGGGCGACACGAGGCGCGAACAAACUAGCAGAGGCGGUGGACGAGAUGAAAAUCCAGGAUAGCGAGAAGCUUCAGAAUGAAUAUGAGCAAUUGGUGAAAGGGUUGCGUCAGUCGGAGGCUGAGCGUAACGAGGAACUUUUCAUGUCCAACCCAAUUCUUCCGCAAGAUUUGCUCGAUGAGGCUAUACCUGGCAAUAUUAGGAAAGGAGAGCAUUUUAUUGCAUUUUUGAAAAGGUUUAUCGAAUACCUAAAGAUGAGGAUGAAGGUAUUGCAUGUUAUCAGUGAAACCCCAACGAGUUUUCUACAGCAUUUGAAAGAGCUUACGUAUAUAGAUCGAAAACCGUUGCGGUUUUGCUCAGAGAGACUUUCAUUAUUAGUGAAAACAUUGGAGUUGAAUGAGAUUGAAGACUUUAAUGCGUUGAAAGAUAUUGCGACAUUUGCCACACUAGUGUCCACCUACGAUACUGGGUUCCAAAUGAUUUUAGAGCCCUUUGAAACUGAGGGAAGUACGGUUCCCAACCCGAUUCUACAUUUUACGUGCUUGGAUGCUUCUAUUGCGAUAAAGCCAGUUUUUGAUAGGUUUUCAUCUGUUAUCAUCACUUCAGGUACCAUUUCGCCAUUGGAUAUGUAUCCGAAAAUGUUGAAUUUUGAAACGGUUAUUCAGGAGUCGUAUGCGAUGACGUUAUCGAGGCGUGCGUUUUUGCCAUUGAUUAUCACCAAGGGUAGUGACCAGCUAGCAUUAUCGUCUCGAUUCGAGAUUAGGAAUGAUCCAUCCGUUGUGAGGAACUAUGGAUCUCUUUUGAUUGAGUUUUCCAAAAUCACUCCUGAUGGCAUGGUUGUGUUUUUCCCAUCGUAUCUUUACAUGGAAUCCAUUAUUUCAAUGUGGCAGACCAUGGGUGUGUUGGAUGAAGUAUGGAAGCACAAGCUUAUUCUAGUUGAAACACCGGAUGCACAAGAGACCUCGCUAGCAUUAGAGACGUAUCGGAAAGCAUGUUCAAAUGGGAGAGGAGCAGUAUUGUUAUCUGUUGCCCGAGGAAAAGUGUCUGAAGGGAUUGAUUUUGAUCAUCAUUACGGGAGAACAGUAUUGAUGAUUGGUAUACCCUUCCAGUAUACAGAGUCGAGGAUAUUAAAAGCGAGGUUGGAGUUUAUGCGAGACCAUUUACAGAUUAAGGAGAAUGACUUUCUUUCAUUCGAUGCGAUGAGACAUGCUGCACAGUGUUUAGGAAGAGUUCUUCGUGGGAAAGAUGAUUAUGGUGUUAUGGUUUUAGCCGAUCGAAGAUUUGCUCGAAAGAAGGUGCAACUUCCAAAAUGGAUUGCACAGGCUUUAAAUGAUUCAGAUACGAACUUGUCCACCGAUAUGGCGUUGGCAUCGGCAAAGAAGUUUUUACGAAGUCUUGCACAGCCGACGAAUCCAAAGGAUCAAGAAGGAGUAUCUGUGUGGAACCUUUCACAAUUGGAGGAUUACCAAAAACGGUUUGACAAGAUGCAUGUACUAGAGGAUGUUCAGAAAGAUGUUGGUGGAACAGAAAAUAAUGGCGAAGAUUAUAUGGAUAUCGAUGAUGAUGAUUUGGAUUUGUUGUAA
This is a messenger RNA of Lodderomyces oxycetoniae, 2217 nucleotides long. It is a transcript of the gene RAD3, whose product is annotated as TFIIH/NER complex ATP-dependent 5'-3' DNA helicase subunit. Gene Ontology annotation, cellular component: nucleus. Gene Ontology annotation, biological process: transcription by RNA polymerase II; positive regulation of mitotic recombination; nucleotide-excision repair. Gene Ontology annotation, molecular function: hydrolase activity, acting on acid anhydrides, in phosphorus-containing anhydrides; damaged DNA binding; DNA helicase activity. Lineage: Eukaryota; Fungi; Ascomycota; Pichiomycetes; Serinales; Debaryomycetaceae. The record is from RefSeq and is a predicted model, not a curated record. The transcript is spliced from 2 exons. The coding region runs from base 1 to 2217 and encodes 738 amino acids.